AUGGCUGCAGUUUCAAGCGACAACCGACAAGUUAUCCAAACGACUUGGUCCAAGGUUUUCGCAGAAAUCGAACAACCCGAGUUCAAAUCUGCUUUCGAAUCCGAAGAUCAAGUGUACACCAGUUUUUUUGAACAGUGUGCCUUUGACGAUUUUGACUUGACCCUUCUUCGUUUCUUAAAAGCCCGGAAGUUCAAUGUCAACGAUGCUGCCAGUAUGCUAACCAAUGCUAUUCGUUGGAGACAUCAAGUCGAUUUACGUGGCGUUAUGUUGCGCGGUGAAAAAGAAUUAAAUCAAGACUAUGUCAAAGCUUCCAUGUACUUUAUUUGGGGUCAAGAUAGAUCUGGACGGCCAAUCGUUUUCUUAAACCUUCACAACUUCAUUCCUCCUAAAGACGCAAAAAACAUGGACGAACUGAAGGCUCUUAUCCUUUAUGCCAUGGAAAACGCUCGCUUAUUUUUGGACUCUGAACAAAAUCCUUCCAAAGGCGUUUUGGGCUUAGUCGACUUAACCUAUUUCUCUAGGAAAAACAUCGACUUGGAAUUUGCCAAGGUUUUCGCUGAGACCUUUCAAAACUAUUAUCCAGAAAUUUUGGGUCAGGCUUUGGUUGUCGGUUCUGGUUUUCGAAUGGCAUUGUUUGAGGGCGUUUGGAGUAUUGGCAAGUACUUUUUAGACCCAGAAGUGCGCAAAAAAAUUGUUUUCUGUAAGCCCUAUCAAGUCAAAGAUUACCUUGACAAUAAAUAUAUUCCGCAUUCUAUGCAAGGCCAAUUUGAUGAAACAAAAAUUUACGAUAAUGCACCACCAGAGCCUGCUGGUACUGGCAGCAAAGAGCAGCUUGCCGCUUUGGAUGCAAAAUACAUCGAAGCUUCUAAAGAGUUUAUCAGCCUUACAAGAGAAUGGCUUUACUCUUCAGGCAAGCCCAACGAGAAAGAUCUUGAAGAAAAACGUAUGCAAGUCAAGUCAAAGUGCAAGCAACUUUGGCGUGAGGGUCUCUCCCUCCGUCCUCCCAACAUUUAUCAGCGACUUGGUCUCAUUGAUCCUAAGGGUAAAGUCGACUGGUCAAAGGUUUAA
This is a messenger RNA of Schizosaccharomyces osmophilus, 1068 nucleotides long. It is a transcript of the gene csr103, whose product is annotated as sec14 cytosolic factor family, phospholipid-intermembrane transfer protein Csr103. The transcript has a single exon. Bases 1 to 1068 code for a protein of 355 amino acids. The record is from RefSeq and is a predicted model, not a curated record. NCBI's taxonomy places the organism in Eukaryota, Fungi, Ascomycota, Schizosaccharomycetes, Schizosaccharomycetales, Schizosaccharomycetaceae.